AACUUAAAUAUUUAUGAUACAAGUACGAAUGAAAUUUAAUGAAAUAAACAAAUGAGGAGGCAGAUACCGAAUUCCAAUCCACUCCCCUACCACAACACUUUUAAAAUUUAAAUUAAAGAAAAACCACACCCUCUCUCGAUCUCUUCAUUGUUCUUCCCAAAACAAACUAAAUACAUUUAUAUACACACACACAAAACAAGAUAGAUUAUCCAGUGGCCAUGGCGGAGAAGGAAAAGAAGAUCAAGAAACAUUUCAUAUUGGUACAUGGGGCGUGUCACGGAGCGUGGUGCUGGUACAAGCUCAAGCCACUUCUUGAGAGUGCCGGCCACCGGGUGACGGCGCUGGACAUGGCAGCGUCAGGAAUAGACAGGAGGGACGUUGAAGAAGUAAGGACGCUUUCGGAAUACUCAAAACCACUGUUGGAAAUGAUGAAUGGCGUUGUCGUUGGUGGCGGUGGCGGUGAAAAGGUGAUAUUGGUGGGUCAUAGCCUGGGCGGACUAAGCGUGGCCCUGGCCAUGGAGACCCACCCCGAUAAGAUUGCGGCCGCCGUGUUCUUGACCGCCUAUGUCCCCGAUACCCUACACCCACCGUCCUACGUUCUAGACAUGUACUCGGAUAAAAACCAAACAGAAGAGUUGUUAGACGUGGAGUUUGGUUCUAAUGGAAUCACCACACAAACACAGCCUUUCUCUUCAAUACUCUUCGGCCCCAAAUUCUUAUCUUCCUAUCUCUAUCACUUAUCUCCGAUUGAGGAUUUAGAGCUUGCAAAGACAUUGGUGAGACCAAGUUCGGUGUUUCAAGAGAAUCUAUCAAAAGCAAAGAAAUUUUCAGAAGAGAAAUUUGGAGAAGUGACCAAAGUUUAUGUAAUAUGCAGUGAAGAUAAGAUACUUAAAAAGCAAUUCCAAGAAUGGAUGAUAAAAAACAGUGGGAUUCAUAAUGUGAUGGAGAUUGAAGGAGCUGAUCAUAUGCCUAUGUUCUCUAAGACUCAACAACUUUCUCAAUGCCUUCUCCAUAUAGCCAAAAUAUAUGCUUAAAUAUACUGUAAGAUAUAUAUGUGUGUGUGUGUGUGACACACCCUCAUCAUCUUCUUCUUCUCGUCUUUUUUUUCCACCUACUACUGUGACAAUUAGUAAUACCUUAAUAUAUUAUAAUUUGCUUGCAUUGGACUCAAAAUCCAUGAAAUCAUCAA
Messenger RNA from Cucumis sativus (cucumber), 1189 nucleotides. Its product is annotated as salicylic acid-binding protein 2. Gene Ontology annotation, biological process: jasmonic acid metabolic process; salicylic acid metabolic process. NCBI's taxonomy places the organism in Eukaryota, Viridiplantae, Streptophyta, Magnoliopsida, Cucurbitales, Cucurbitaceae. Gene Ontology annotation, molecular function: methyl indole-3-acetate esterase activity; methyl salicylate esterase activity; methyl jasmonate esterase activity. The record is from RefSeq and is a predicted model, not a curated record. The coding region runs from base 219 to 1034 and encodes 271 amino acids. The transcript has 3 exons.